GAGCACCGAUCAUCGGCCUCAGCAGCAGCAGCCAUGGCUCACGGAUGGGGAUACGGACCGGGCAACGGACCCGACACCUGGGGGGAGGAAUACCCGCUGGCUAACGGCCCCCGGCAGUCCCCCAUCGACAUAGUGACCAAGGAGGCCCAGUAUGACCCGUCGCUGAAGCGUCUGAAGCUCCAGUACGACCCGUCCAACGCCAAGGGCAUCCUGAACAACGGACACUCCUUCCAGGUGGACUUUGUGGACGACACGGACAGCUCCACGCUGACUGGAGGCCCCGUCCCUGGAACCUACCGUCUGAAGCAGUUCCAUUUCCACUGGGGGGGCAGAGACGACCGAGGCUCUGAGCACACCAUCAACGGCAUCAGGUUCCCCUGUGAGCUCCACCUGGUCCACUGGAACACCAAGUACCCCAGCUUCGGGGAGGCGGCCGAUAAGCCCGACGGACUGGCUGUGGUGGGGAUCUUCCUGAAGAUCGGUGCAGCCAACCCCCGCCUCCAGAAGGUUCUGGAUGCUUUGGACGCCAUUAAGACCAAGGGGAAGCAGACCACCUUCUCCAACUUUGAUGCAAGAACUCUCCUUCCUGCUUCCCUGGAUUACUGGACUUAUGAGGGCUCUUUGACCACCCCACCCCUGUUGGAGAGCGUCACCUGGAUUGUUCUCAGGGAGCCAAUAAGUGUCAGCCCUGCACAGAUGACCAAGUUCCGGAGCCUCCUGUUCUCUGGAGAAGGAGAAGCUGCAGCCUGCAUGGUUGAUAACUUCCGUCCUCCUCAGCUCCUCAAGGGCCGCCGAGUCCGAGCCUCCUUCAAAUAAACCUCAUUUAUCCUCCUUCAAAUAAACCUCAUUUAUCCUCCUUCAAAUAAACCUCAUUUAUCCUCCUUCAAAUAAACCUCAUUUAUCCUCCUUCAAAUAAACCUUAUUUAUCCUCCAAAGCAGCGAUGCCGUAGCUCUCUAGUUUAUGUUUUCUAUGCCAGCUUCUUAACUCUACUUGGUUUCUCUGUGGCUCCUCUGGUCCCUGCAGUCCGUUUAGUUCAGCUCCAUCUGGUUCGUUUUCUCUCAGAUGUUAGAAAAUCACAUCAAACUCAUUAGAUCACCUUUUUAAUCGCCGCCAUCUUUAAACCAGUUUGAUAAAGUCUGGAAUAUAAUAUCUGGUAUCCUGAUGCUCUGGAAAUAAAAGCCUUUGUUCUGUUC
Cyprinodon variegatus (sheepshead minnow) is the source of this 1194-nucleotide messenger RNA. It is a transcript of the gene cahz, whose product is annotated as carbonic anhydrase-like. Gene Ontology annotation, cellular component: cytoplasm. NCBI's taxonomy places the organism in Eukaryota, Metazoa, Chordata, Actinopteri, Cyprinodontiformes, Cyprinodontidae. Gene Ontology annotation, biological process: carbon dioxide transport. The record is from RefSeq and is a predicted model, not a curated record. The transcript has 7 exons. The coding region runs from base 34 to 816 and encodes 260 amino acids. Gene Ontology annotation, molecular function: carbonate dehydratase activity; zinc ion binding.